AUGGUUUACUUAUACAACCGCCGUGCCAUUCUUGGAGCGAUAGGCAUAUGGGCCAUUUCUUCGCUGCCCACAGCUUCGGCCGCCCUGAGCUGGUCUAUUUGCGAGACAGACGAAGAUGGCAAGAAGACCUGCAGGAGCAGGAUCCCAAGAUCUGCUCGGAUUGCCAUUGGCAUUAUGUGUCUCGGUGUCUUGCUCCUCCUUGCGUCGCUCGUUGUCUGUUGCAUCAAGAAUCGACGGGCAGCGAAGCAGGCCCAACAAGAAGUGAACGUUGAGGCUAACCAGGUCGAUGGACCGCCGACGAUCAUCGCGACGGAGUACCACCCUACUGCUGGCCCGUCACCCGUCUACAGCCCGCGACCGGGCAGCCCGGCGCAGAUGAGUGGUCCAGCCUACCCCGUCGCGGCCCACUAUUACAAGGGCAGCGAUACGCUAAACCCGCCAGAGUACGGGACACGCACCGCACCUGUGUCGCAGGGAGCGUUCCAGAAUCAGCCAUACCCGUUCAGUGGCGGUGUGUCCUCGACUUCGCGAGGCGCUACUGUACCCAAGACCGCCUUCGUAACCGGGGGCUUCCCUCGUCCGCUCCUAGCUGGCGAGAGACUCAAGGAUAGGCUCAAGGAAAGACCUGCGUCAGUUUCCCAUAGUAGCUAUGGACUGCCGCCGAGCCCUCGUUCUCCCCGCCCUAACUGA
Messenger RNA from Cyclocybe aegerita, 690 nucleotides. Lineage: Eukaryota; Fungi; Basidiomycota; Agaricomycetes; Agaricales; Hemipholiotaceae. The record is from the annotation of a GenBank genome assembly.